UGCGAACGGCAACUCCUGAGAGGGGAAAGUAACGACCCCAGAGCUUACAGAAAAACCUGUGAUGGCUGCUGUUGAUAGAGCUUUUAAUGGGAUACCACUAAGCAGGAUGGAUUAUCAUCAGCCUUCACACUACCUUCAAAGGACUGAAGAGCCUGGGGUUGCAGAGUCUCACUUUCUUGCAUCUUUAAGUGGACUUGGCCAGGGCAAUGGUAUCUCAAUGACAAGCCCUAUGAAUAAUAAUGCGUACCUCGGUACAUAUAGCCACUUCACCUCCAGCGCAGCUGGGGGAAAUUCCAACCCAGACAUGGGAGCCGCACUGCCGCUCCAGAACCUGCUGUGCGCUCCAGGAUUUUCUCCAACAUCUAGUAGGUUUUCUGCUCCAGCUCAAAAGAAACACAAACGGCAAGAGGAUAUCUCUGACUGCCCUCUGAAAAGAAGGCGACUGUCAAAAACCAAGGUAACAUCUUUAAUUGAAGGACAGCGAUCAUCUGGGAGUAUAUUUGUUGGUGAAAAUUCUGCACGGAGCUGGAACUCUACGCAUCCAGUAUCUGAAACCUCUACAGUUCCGUGCCUCGGUACCCAGUCCUCACAUAUCGUGGAUGUUGCACUUACUGAGGACAUGGAAGAAGCUGUUGUGGAGUCUCCAUGUGAUGCUGCACGAAGAAAGAUAGAAGAUAUUGAAAGCAGGUUAAUCAUUGGUGAUGAGGAUGAUAUAGAACCUGAAAAUUCAUCUAGUCGUUUGCCAACUCUUAUAUUGUCAGAUUUCCUUAAAGACAGUCUAAAGAAUGGGUUUGAUGAGCCGCUAAACAAGAAAAUAGUGGAGUCCAUGAGUCGUCCAUCUAUGGAGAUUGUUCUCUGGAAACCCCAGCCUGAAUUUCUUAUUGACAAACUCCAGUCAAUAUCUAAAUGCUACAAGGAUAAUACAGAUGUGGGCAAAGAUAAUCGCAUCACAUCUGUAAAUACAUUCCCCCAGGAAGUCAGUGAGGACCACCUUUGUACUUCUAAUGUAGCCAGUGACAUUAACACGAUGUGGGACCGAGAUGAGGAAGAAGAAAUGGAACUUUAAAUGGGGUGUGCAUUCACCUCAUUGGCUCUCACUUUACCCUUUUUUAUAUUUUUGGUUACCUGGAAAAACUAACUGAAUUGCAAACUCCUAUGCUAUGACUUUUACUUGUUUCAAAUGGUAAAUGGAGAUACUGGAUUGAAUUGAAGCCAAAUCAUAGAAAUGGGUGCUUUUCUCAUUGUUAUGCUUGAAACGUAGUGGGUGAUCUAAAAUUUUACUAUUACCACGAGCAAAUAUCUAUUGGUUGAGUAUGACAUAUGAAAUUCAUGGAUUAAAGUCUUAAUUACCCCAUGCAUGAUCAACUUCAUAAAAACCCAUCUUGCAAAACCGGGUUCGUUUUCAGAAUAAGCUAUUUUGCACUAAUUUAUCGUCGUCGUUACAAAGAGAGACAGCCAGUUCAGAAAACCUGCAAAGUGUAUGAGAGUCUACACUAUUAAACUGCCAAAAAUACUGGAUAUGAAUUGAUAACGUACACAAGUGUGUGCGUAAGGUUUAUGUGUUUUGUUACAAAUGUAUUAAUUAAACUUGGUAUUUUUUCCUAAGCAGUUGACGUAUAUAUAUUUUUUUCAUGUUUAGAUUUCUGUUCCAUAACUAGAUAGUUGGCAGUAGUAAGAGCUAUGUAACAGUUCUCAGAUUUUAAGGAAUAACUACCACAGCUCAUGAAAAUUUAAAAACCACUUGUUUGUGUCUUUGAACUGUUUUGUACUUUUCAAUAAAUCUUACUAAGUUU
Molecule: messenger RNA, 1793 nt
Organism: Spea bombifrons (plains spadefoot toad)
Lineage: Eukaryota; Metazoa; Chordata; Amphibia; Anura; Pelobatidae
Gene: CCDC117
Product: coiled-coil domain containing 117
Exons: 6
Coding region: 62-1066 (334 amino acids)
Source: RefSeq, a predicted model, not a curated record